AUGUGUGUGAUAAUCUCGCUUGAAUCGUUUUCGACUGCCGUCGUGAUCCUACGCGGCCAGAUUUCGCGGGACCUGCCGAUCGAGACAUACACAGCCAACCUCAUCACCGACUACGCCGGUACGACUACGAUCAAGGAAAGCCCGCUCGUUCUACAAGUGCUGGAGGGCUCGACCAGCCCUCUAAACAUUUCGCUUUACCUCGAGACCCCCUCCGCUCACUCGCACACUGGCUGCUCAAACGUGGCAAACUACAAUCGCGGUCUCUACAGCAACGAGUACUUGCGCUUCAUCUUCUCGAGGCUUCAGGCGCACGCUGCUUACAACCUCUCGUACCUGGCAGAGCUAGAGCUGAUAGCACCGGUGGUGGAUUGCACGUUCGAGUUGCUGGUGUUGGGCGAUCAAACGGUGUUGAGUGUGUACUAUUUGGUGCGCAACACGAGCGAUACUGAUCAAGUAUUGUUGCUAUCGACGUCGCUAUCGACUCAGGAUUACGAAGUCGCCCAGCAAUUCCAACGAGGGGCUGGCACGAUAGUGCUUAUCGCUGCUAUCAAAGACACCCAAGCCACAGCACUGGAGCACCACAUCGCCGUAGCGCUCAAUUAUCCGUACGUGGCUGAGCCGGAAUUUCUUUACGCGGAGCUGGAAGGAAUCGACGGUGACAACUACUGGCUUCUCAAAACUCUGCCGAACCAACGUAACCUGGACCCAGCGAAGGAAGUGCGUAUGGCUCGCCGUUUUGGCCGCUACAAGGGCGACCCCACUGCGCAGUCGAACAUCGAGACGGUGCACUGGGAUCUACCGGGUGACCCGGCGUCUGAACUCCGAGAGUGGAGGUGGUAUGGCCGUGCUGUACUGCACGAUUCGUGGGCGUGGACGCAUGCGAUUCACGGAGUUUUCGCUCUCAACGACAUUUUCAACCUGAGCGUGCUUUCAUUUGUGAUCUACAGACGCCUGCGCAGAGGCCACGUGUGGGUGGGUGAUGCGUUCGCCACAGUCUCCAACAUGCUACUAUAUCGAGGUGUUAUCGUCUUAGUCUGCAGCCACUUGAAUGGGUACUGGACCAUAACGAAGAUGUGCAUCUCCGUCGGAGACUCCAUCACUGGCCAACACGUCAUCUACUACCGACCGGAGCUGGUGCAUGCAGACCUGCUAUCAGUGUAUUUGAACUUGGCGAGUGUCUUGAGUUACCUCACUCGAGAGCGUAUCGACCCGCUGGUAGCAUUUCUGACGUUUGAGUUGGGUUGGGCCUGUCGAUUGGAGCUAGCGAACCUGUUCCCUGCUCUGAGGAAGCACAUCGUCGACUUCGCAGUGGCUGACGCGACUUUGGGUCUGCUGAACGUUGGCCCCGGUCUUAAAAAUUUAUCGCCGUUCGAGCUCCUGACUGCAUACCCGAUCGAAAGCGACCGGAAGCCCGUGGUGUUCUCAGCGGUGAUCUCUAUCUGCAGUCCUAUCGUGCUAAUGCUGGCGUAUAUCGCUGGUCGGAAGUCUACUCGAUACGCCAGUGCACCAGUUGCAGUUGCUGGAGAUAAAGGAACGACCAUUGCUAGGCGCCGUUCGAGCGCGUACAGGAGGGGCUUUGAGCAGAAUGACCUCACAUCGUUUGAGGUGGCUACAGGAGCCGCCCUCGUCAAGCGCUUUGGUGUAAUUUCCAGCUACGACAACUACGCAGGCAAUGACAAACAGCUUAUCGCGUCGAUCGAUGCAGUCUACGGGAACGGAUUCCUCGUUGUCAAUGGCAAGUUUCUCAUCGGAGCGCAAGAUUUGUUGCCGCUGAUCAUGAUGAAGGUGACUCGACUGCGCUUUACGAGCAUCUUCGUGUAUGAAAUCCUGGAAAACUACACGGAGAAGGAAACAUCGACGCUGGUGUACCCGACAACUAUUUCGUGGAGCGACUUGCUUCACCUAGAUGUCACGACACUAGCCUAG
Molecule: messenger RNA, 1926 nt
Organism: Phytophthora sojae
Lineage: Eukaryota; Oomycota; Peronosporomycetes; Peronosporales; Peronosporaceae
Exons: 1
Coding region: 1-1926 (641 amino acids)
Source: RefSeq, a predicted model, not a curated record